Messenger RNA from Cheilinus undulatus (humphead wrasse), 1959 nucleotides. RefSeq lists its product as uncharacterized. The coding region runs from base 1 to 951 and encodes 316 amino acids. The transcript is spliced from 2 exons. NCBI's taxonomy places the organism in Eukaryota, Metazoa, Chordata, Actinopteri, Labriformes, Labridae. The record is from RefSeq and is a predicted model, not a curated record.
AUGGCCGCCGGAUUCUUCUACAAAGACAUGGACUUACAGAUCAAAAUGGACAGCCGGGUUCUAACCAAGGAUGACGGAGUCACAACGAGCAGCGCCCUGCCAGACGUAGACGACACCUUCCUGAGGAGAGACAGCGUGGGGAUCUUCAGGGACAGCGUGGGGAUCUUCAGGGCCAGCAUGGGGAUCUUCAGGGCCAGCAUGGGGAUCUUCAGGGACAGCGUGGGGAUCUUCAGGGCCAGCGUGGAGAUCUUCAGGGACAGCGUGGGGAUCUUCAGGGCCAGCGUGGAGAUCUUCAGGGACAGCGUGGGGAUCUUCAGGGACAGCGUAGAGAUCUUCAGGGACAGCGUGGGGAUCUUCAGGGACAGCGUGGGGAUCUUCAGGGACAGCGUGGGGAUCUUCAGGGCCAGCGUAGAGAUCUUCAGGGCCAGCGUGGGGAUCUUCAGGGCCAGUGUAGGGAUCUUCAGGGACAGCGUGGGGAUCUUCAGGGACAGCGUGGGGAUCUUCAGGGCCAGGGUACGGAUCUUCAGGGACAGCGUGGGGAUCUUCAGGGCCAGCGUAAAGAUUUUCAGGGACAGCGUGGGGAUCUUCAGGGACAGCGUGGGGAUCUUCAGGGCCAGCGUGGGGAUCUUCAGGGACAGCGUGGGGAUCUUCAGGGCCAGGGUAGAGAUCUUCAGGGACAGCGUGGAGAUCUUCAGGGACAGCGAGGGGACGUUCACUUGCCACACGUCUCACGAAGCAUCCAGCCAGGCCGCUGAAAGUACCUGGGGUGACCUUCUCCCUCCUGAACAAGACUCUGGAAGCGUUCUGGUGAUUGUUGGAGGAACAGUCGGGGUUCUGCUCCUGUUAGCCGGGCUGAUAAUUGGAGCUUUAAAAGACGUGACUUUUUCUUUAGAACUCUCUUCAAGUGUGAGCUUCUGCAGGAGGACGGCGGUCUCUGCCGUUAUUCUGUGAUGGACUUUAUGGUCCAUUGAGUGGACUAAGGUAGUUCCAGGUGGUCCAGGUGUGUAAAGUCCUCACCUACUCCUGCAGGCUCUCUGAGAGCUCAGACACUCCAGCGUGCUUCUGUGACGAUGCCUCCUUUAAGAGGAGACGGUUGGUGACAUUUCACCCCUGCUGGAUGUUCCUCUCAGCUGUCAGUCAGAUUAUUAGAGAGUGGAAGAGUUCAGGAACAACAGCAGCUCAGCCAUGAAGAGGACGACGGAAAGCACGACCAUGCAUAAAUGAAGAAGAACGGCAUCAUGGGAGAGUUCAUCUCACAUUUGACUGAAACCAUCCUGGUCUUUGGAGUCAGACUAACCCAGCAUUUCAUCAGGAGAACCUCAGACUUACAGGCAGACAUGGUGGUGGUAGUGAUGGUCUGGACCAGGACCUGGACCACUAGAACCAUGAAUUCUGCUCUCUAGCAGAAAAUCCUGAAGGAGAAUGUCCAACCAUCAUUUCAUGACCCCAAGAUCAAGACCACUUGGGUUCUGGAGCAGGACCAUGAUCCCAAACACACCAGCAAGUCCACCUCUGACUGGACUAAAGACUAGAUGAAGGUCCUGGAGUGGUCUAGUCAGAGUCUGGACUUAGACCUGACUGAGAUGCUGAAACCUUAAACAGGCCGUUCAACUAUCCUGCAGAGAAGAAUGGGACAACAUUCCUCCACAGUGAUGUAAAGACUCACUGACAGUUAUCACAGACGUUUGCUUCAGGUGUUGCUGCCGAGGUCAGAACAUCCAGGUAUCAGGGAGAAGGUUUCCUAGAGGACCAGGUAGGACUGGAUUCAUCCAUCCCAUAAUAAUGAAACCAUCAUUUAAAACUCAGGUUAUCUUUAUCAGUAAAAUGAGUUUGAUGAUCUGAAACAUUUAAGAGAGACCAAAAAUAAAUCAGGAAGGGGGAUACUAUUUAAUAUGACUGUAGAUGGAGGACUGUCAGUGUGAAUGAGAUCAGCACUGAUGAACUUUGAACUUUGUCUUU